Messenger RNA from Aspergillus eucalypticola CBS 122712, 468 nucleotides. RefSeq lists its product as uncharacterized. The record is from RefSeq and is a predicted model, not a curated record. The transcript has 5 exons. The coding region runs from base 1 to 468 and encodes 155 amino acids. Lineage: Eukaryota; Fungi; Ascomycota; Eurotiomycetes; Eurotiales; Aspergillaceae.
AUGCUGCUGCUGCUGUUGUUGCUCCGUCUUCUCCUCAUCCUCCGUCCACUCAAUCCACCGAAUACUAAGAUUACUGAGUGGGUAGCUGGUAUCGUCUCCUUCCCUCAGAGAACCGAAAAGGGACACAGGAGACUUACCAGACGGGGCUUAGUGGAAAAGGUCGUCGUAAUCCAAGCCCUCCCUCUUUCGGACAAGUUCGCAAACGCUGAGUUGCUGCGCCGCCCAGUCGCAAAUCUCACCCUCCAGGAGGCCAUUAAUCGCUCUGGAAAGGACAGUUCCAGAACUACCACGAGUGGACUCGAGACUUUGGACCAAGCUCUGCAGUCACCAGACCUCGCGACCGCCACAAUCAUCGCCUACUACUUACCGUCACCGAGUGGUCCAACAAGCGGCUUCCCUGAAUGGGUCCUAACGGGAGGCCGUGCUCGGGAGAAUUCAGGCGUGUCGAUUAGAGGGUGGGAACUUUGA